Haliotis rubra (blacklip abalone) is the source of this 7118-nucleotide messenger RNA. Its product is annotated as glypican-6-like. Gene Ontology annotation, cellular component: synapse; plasma membrane; extracellular region. NCBI's taxonomy places the organism in Eukaryota, Metazoa, Mollusca, Gastropoda, Lepetellida, Haliotidae. The record is from RefSeq and is a predicted model, not a curated record. The transcript has 9 exons. Gene Ontology annotation, biological process: cell migration; regulation of signal transduction; regulation of protein localization to membrane. Bases 334 to 2127 code for a protein of 597 amino acids.
AUGCAUAUACGGCCCUGUUCUAUUGUAAAAUAGACCAAGUACCUUUCAUUGCAUCUCUUUAUUGCAAUAGGUUAUUGUCGUAGGAGGAAAAAGGAACAGCUGAACACAAACAUUGUUACAAAGCUGGAGCUUUGUACGACAGGGAGAUUGUGUACGAGUUUCUUGGAUUUCGGAGAACCUGUGACAAGAUCUUCUUGAAUAUGUCGUGUGUUUAUACGGAUUCUAGUGGGAUGUGGUCAUGAUCAAUACGAUUUCGCUGAUUAGGAGGUAGCAAAGUCGAAACAUAAGAUUCCACGGCCCUUCAAUUCCCCGGCACACAUUUGGAAGUAAAAAAUGGCCGCCGAAGGACAUCAGGCGUUGAGUGUUUCGUGGUGUAUUCGUGCCAUUGCACUAUGGCUUCUACUCAGUUAUGGACACUGCUUCGAAAUGGCUUGUAUAGAAGUAAAGAGAGCGUUUACGGAAAAGGGCUUGGAUGGAGAUCAAGUUCCCUUGCGUCCCGUUACAGGAGCCUCCUUGGACAUCUGCCCGAAGCAGCAGACAUGUUGUACGAAGGAAAUGGAGGAGAAGCUCCAGAGUCUCAGCAAGAAGGAUCACACCAGGCAGCUGGAGGAGGCGUACAAGAUCAUCAGGCUCACCUUCUCCUCACGUACACGCAAGUUUGAUGAAUUUUUCACAGAAUUGUUGGAUAAUGCCAGAAGAGAUCUACAUGAAAUGUUUGUUAAAACAUACGGACUGCUAUACCAACAAAAUGCACACAUAUUCACAGAUCUAUUCGACGAUCUGAGAGGAUACUACAAGGGCAAGGACAAAAACUUAAAGGAUGUUAUGGAUAACUUUUUCAGCAGACUUUUACAGAAAAUGUUUGAACUUAUAAAUACUCAAUACGCCUUUGACGAAGAAUACAUGGCAUGUGUCACGGAUCGCAUGGACGAGUUAAAACCUUUUGGGGAUGUACCUGUGAAGCUGUCCAUCCAAGUGAGGAGAGCAUUCAUUGCAGCUCGGACAUUUGUACAGGGACUUGCCAUUGGACGGGACGUCAUUAUGAACGUUAUGGAGGUACCCGCCACGGAGCAGUGUACACGAGGGCUGAUGAAGAUGAUGUACUGCCCCCACUGCCAGGGGCUGGUUAGCACCAAGCCCUGCAACAACUUCUGCCUCAACACCAUGAAGGGCUGCCUUGCCUACCAGGCAGACAUCAACAGCGUGUGGAACGAAUAUAUCGAUGCCAUGAAGAUGCUGGCCGGGCGUCUUGAAGGGCCGUUCAACAUUGAGUCUGUGGUGGAUCCUAUCGAUGUCAAAAUAUCCGACGCCAUCAUGAACCUGCAAGAGAACGGCCAACAAGUUUCUGCCAAGAUAUUUGCUGGUUGUGGUACCCCAAGACUUGGUCGCAGGAAACGUGAGGCACAGAACUACGAGUACACUUUUACCUUCAAACCCAAUCGAGCAGCUGCACGGUCAACAACUGCAGCUGGCACCAGCCUUGAUCGACUUGUACGAGAUAUUAAAGAACGUGUCAAAAUGGCAAAGGAUUUCUGGGUACAGCUUCCCUACACCGUCUGUAAUGAUGAAAACAUCGCAGCUUCACCGAUGAAUGACAACGACUGCUGGAAUGGACAAGACCGAGCAAAGUACAUACCUAACGUCCAGAAGGAUGGAGUGACCAAUCAAAUCAACAACCCAGAAGUGGAAGUGGACGUUACCAAGGCCAACACAGUUGUAACCAAUCAAAUCAUUCAGCUCCAGAUUAUAACCAAUCGUCUCAGAAGUGCAUUCAAUGGACUUGAUGUUGAUUGGAUUGAUACAGAUAUCGACGGCAUGAGCGGCAGUGGCAGCGGUGCUGGAGUUGACGAUGAAGACACCAACGGCAGUGGUUCAGGAAACGGUUAUAUGCCACCUUCAAUCGGAGACGACAUUGACAUCGAUAGUAUUCCAAAAACGAACGGUGGCAGGAGGAAAACAACGAAGAAACCGCCACCAAGUGGUAGCGGAGGGAAAACCAGGAAACCACAGAAGCCCCGCGACCCCACGACGAGGGACGAAUCAGGCUCCGUGGUGCACGCCGCGUCAGUGUUUAUGUUAGUCAUGGCGGUGGGAGGACAGGCAGUGCUUCAAUACUUGCGGUGCUGAGGAGGACUCUUUUGCAAAUCCUGACAGAAUUUUCGAUUAUUUUGGUUGUCAAAGAAUCCACAACAAACGAAAGCAAUACUGUCAACAUUGUGCCUAAACUAUUGUGUCUGGUGCUCUGUACGGGCGGGUGUGACGUACGGACAUUUGUACGGAUAUCGGGCGUCAAUCUGGACAUUCUAUGCUGGGUUGGAGGACGUGAUAGCGAGGACCCCUUCUCAUUCAAGUGCUAAGUGAUUGAGUUGACUAUAAGGGCUGAAUUGCAAAGAUCAAAAGGUGCGCCAAAAAUGUACAAAAUCUGGAUAAAUUUUAAACAACAUUGUGCUGUGAAUAUUUUUCCAAUUUUUUUCGAGUCCUAGAUUGUCCAUGUGUUAUUAUUCUAGAUGACAGUGUAUAUGUGACGUUAUAGGACUAGCCAUUUAUUAUGCAAAUGAGGCACAAACCAAUAAUGUGAGUGAUGUUUGGGAUUGCAACGAAGAUGUUGUCGAUUACGAGGAACGUGGUUGACCCAAGUCCACCACCGCAGCUGUCCAUGAUGGCAUAGCCCUAGCGCGGAGGAAGACAGAGAAUCGUGUACACACGAUUCUGCCGUUUUCCUAACGACUUACUAAGACAAUCAUCUUCCUGGUUGUAACGUGUGUUAGUUUCCAACUGGUGUAAUUACAAGGCAAGCUCUUCCAAGCAAUCUGCUGACAAACAGCUUCAAGUGGAAAUACCUUUCAAAAGGGAGGACAACGGAACAGCAAACUACCUCUGACUAUUCUCAACUCAUUAGUCCAGCUGAAUUUUCUCAGUCAAUGAAGAUCAAAACGAAACCCAUCUGAGCUUGCCUGGCGCACAGAACCAGUUAGACUUUGCCACAAGACCUCAUGUUUUGAAAAGGGCAUCUAUGUUUCCAUGGCAACCCGUAUCCAUGGUAAAUGGGGAUGGAGUUGCCGUAUACCCCACCACACUUCUACUACAAUGAUGACUUACCUCAAAGGGGGUGGGGAGCAUUUAUGUAAUGCCAAGACCAUACUUUUAUUUCAUAUAUGUUUAUUAGUUUUUUUAAAUGGCUUUACAUGUAUGUUUUGUACGUCGAAGAAGAUCACAAGGAAUUCGGGUCAAUUGCAUUUUUAUCCCUUUUAAUUUUACAACCUGUUAUGAUAGUUCAAAUCCUGAGGAAUUAAACAGCAUUAAAUUGUCAAUAGAAUUAAUUUUUUAAUGCUAAGGUAUAUUUACCUUUUUAUUGUUCAGUGUGUAUAGCAUGUGGACUACCUAUGGUAUUGAAGAUCAUGUGAGGGUGUCCGUGUGUAAGGGGGUGGGUGUAUGGUAAUAGACCCACGUGGCGUGUCACAAUAUAUGUAACUCACAACAAUCCAUAUUAACAAAUGUCGCGGUGAAAUGUAUCUAAAUAUUCAAAGUCCAUGCCAAAGAAAAGCCAGACUUGAUUUUCACCUAAAACAGAUUCCAUUGGAAAUAGAAGGCAAACUGGAUGUAAAAGACCUUGAUCACUGUGAUUCAGUUAUGAAACCUGGUGUUCAUGGAUACAGUAAGCAUGUGCUCCCCAUUGGUAGCACUAGCCAUUCUCACAAUUAGCAUGAACAGAUUUGUUUGGUACCUGAUGAAAUUUCUAAAGUCGGUUCCACAAGUGGUGGCACUCCAAGUCAGAAAAUGGGAUCAAAAGGAUCUCCAAAACAAAGUUUAAAAUGUGGUAAUUUAGAUUAUAAACUUCUGCUUUCAUAGUUUUGAUUGGUAAAGGAAAGAAAAGACUUUUUGAAUGGAGUUGAAAGUAUUAUGAAUCGUGGCACCCCUGCAACCAACAUAUCUGUAGCAUGGCGCCUUCACUGCAGGGUAUUAUGGUAAUGGACGUAUAAGGUGAUUCUGUUUUAAUUGGUCUAUGGGUCUGCAAACCCCCAGGAAAAGAUACUAAUAUGUAAUCAGGAAAUACUCUGAAAUCCCGAGAGGUAUAUGUUUUAUUUUUCUACUUUUGUGUUCACAUUAUGGACCUAAAAGUUAUGCGAAUCAAACACUGAACAUAUUUCUGAAUUUGUUCUAUGAGGAACAUGAAAUGAAAUGGAUUUUGCACGAAAACAUCUUAAUCCAAUUUAUAAAAACACAUUAGGCUAACGUAAGGAUAGAAGGUUUAAGAAAAUUAAAAACUUGUGAUUCAGGUAGCAUGUCCCUGAUGGUAAAUUGCAGAUAGGUUAACGACAGUAUUGUACAACUUCAGGUUAAUGUUACAGGUGUAAUACAACACUUCAGAUUACAGGUGUAAUUUCAAGCUGCAGGUGUAAUCAGGCUGCAGGUGUAAUACAGUGCUGCAGGUGUAAUACAGCACUCCAGGCUGCAGGUGCUCUGACUGGAGGGUUGUGGUACCUGAACCACUAGUGUUCAUGUUUGGCCUUCGAUGACGAACUCCUAACCAGACCUUCAUUGUGACUAGUUGGAAAGUAUAAGUUGUUUGUUUGUAACAUGUGAUCAUUAGCUACUUGAUUGUGUAUACAGAUUGUCCGUAAAGCAUGGUUUUGUAACGUGUAACACUAUGCUAGAAUGAAGUCGAUAGAUAGGCAAGACUUGCAACAUGUUGAUUAAAAUUAGGCAUGGGAACAUGUCAAAAGUUCUUUUGUCAUAAAAUUGAACUAGGAACUGUGUCAAAGAUGUAUUUGUCAUGAAAUUAUACAGCAAACGUUUUGUCAUUUGCACACUUAAAAGGGCAUUUUAUGAGCCCUCAAAAACACAUAAUAUGCGUACAGGACGAUAAGUGCCUUCAUCAUUAACUAAGUCGGACAAGUUGAAGCGAAUGUUGAUAAAUAGAAACAGGACAUAAAGGUCAAUAGCACUGUGAGCUUUGAUAGCCAGUCUUGUUUUCGUUUGCGAAAAAUACGAUAUGAACUUUUGAUAGAGUCCCUGUGCAGUUUUACUCAACAGAAUGAUAUGUUCGGCUUGGAAGAAUCAACUCAGAGGUGGCCGCCCGCCCACUACUGGGAGUUGUUUCCUUACUGUAUACUUACUAUGAGACUAUUUUGUACAAAGUCAUUGUGUUGAGGAGAUGCAGAUCUAAUCACUAGGUAAUGUCCCCUUGUUUAUGUAUUCUGUGUCAUGUUUAUUUAAGUAUUCUGAUAGACAAUGUUUCCACUGCUCUGAAUGAAAGCACUGUACCUACGAUAAAUAGUAACCCUGUUUCAGAAUGACAAUUUCCAGAAAUACACUUUAGUGGGAAUUUUCCACUUUAUGUAGUGAUUGUUUGACAUGUUGAAAUAUAUUCUUUCAAUGUUAAAAGUGUUUUGGAAAAUGAUAUACAACAUCAAAGGUUUUUGAUAAUGUUUAUUUUUAGUCAAAAGUCUCUUAAGACAAAUUUUAUGCUGAUUGAUUUGUAGAUGCCCAAAAUCAUCAAAAUAAUUUAAUUGUAUUAUUUAUAUACUGUUUACAAUAUACAGGACUUAUAAGGGGCGUUUAAAAGAAUGUCCCCUCUCUAAGCAAGGGAGGUGAAAGGAAUGGCUUGUUAGUCUGAAUGUCAUUGGCUGGUUUUAUGGAAGGAAACCAGUCAGUUGUUGUUUAUGAGUGACGCUUGUUUGUACAGUGGCUUUGUAUAUGGAUAUAUCUACCAAUAAUGACAGUGUGCUACCAAACAUAGACAAUAGACCUUGUAGACAAUCUAGAUAUUGUCUCAAGUUGAUGUAAACUUGCAAAGAAUUAUUUCAAACAUUGAAAGGGGUGUCUCUUAGUUUUACAAAUGUCACUUUAAUUUCUAAUAUUUAGCAUAUGUCAUUGUAAGGCCCAGGUGAAGAGCUUGAGAUAGAUUUUUAAUGUUAUAUUCCACCCCUUUUUGUUGUUCUGUAUGUAAGUGACAGACAUGAAACGUGUCCGUCAUGUUUAGAACAUGUGUAUAUUUCACACCACUGUAAUGUUACUCUUUGUACACCAGAAUUGCCAGAUCAUAAAUCAAAUAAAAUUGUUCAGGGUAAAUUUGCUAUACGUGAUGGCAACAAGUGUACAGAGGUGAAAUGUUGGUCAGAUUGUCAUGAUGUUACUUAGAUCCUACUCCAAGUAUUACUCUCACCAUCUCUUGUCUCAGUCUAGAUUGUCCUCGUUGUCUCUACCUUAAACUGCAGGGCUCCAGAUAAUUUUUCAACAUCAGGAGUACGUACUCCUUAUUUUUUUUAAAAUAGGAGUACUGGAAAAACUUACGAGUACAUUUUGAGUACUGAAUGGAAGUAAAUGGAGUAUCGGUAAUCUUGUGUUUUGUUGAACAUAUAUGCACGACAAUAUUGCUACUCUUCUGUAAACAGGUACAAAAACAAUAAAACAAAACUUUUUCAGAUACAUAUGUCUGUAAAUGAUUCUUAGACCGUACACCAUUGCUGUGGUGCGUAUCUGCUAUAAAUUAUUUCCUACCGUGCAUAUUUUUUAUCCGUAUAUAUGCCGAUACGCCCUUAUCUUGAGCCCUGUAACUGCCUUCUUGUAUUCAACCAUUUUGAAAAUAUGUUUGGAUAUAUCUUUCAUCAAUGGAUAACAAAUUCUUUGUGUUUACUUUUGAUGUUUUAAGCAGUGUUUAUUUACUCUCAUUUAACAAAAGAUGUAUGUCACUAAAUAGGACCAGAAACUCAGAGUAGUGUCCCCUUUUUUCGAAACAAUUUUGAAUUUCAGUUUGAUAUUAACCCUUUUUUGUCUCCAGAAAGAAGAGAUCUGUUAGUUUCUCCUGUUAUCAAAAGCCUGCAUAGGACAGCCACCUUAUAACUUUACGGCUGUUUGCGAAGUUAAACGUGGAUCCUGUUUCAUUAAGGCUCUGGCUAUCAUCCUGACAACUUGCUAUAGCAUUAACCCUUUUUGUAUUAAGACUAUUGCUGUCCAAAGGGGCAGGUCUCCACAUUGUCUUUAUGCCAUACUGUUGUUAGGAGACAUGCUUUAGUCAGUCUAAUUUUCUAUCAUAACAGCAGGACACCAAUAGCCCACCAUUCAAGUGCAGUCAUGUAUAUGAACCAUUUGGAAUAAACAAAUUAUUUAUGAUUAUA